AUGUUCGUUGCCGAUUCGGAAGAGCCGGCGCUAGGUGACAUUAACUCUGCCUAUCCAAACUUUCAUCCAAGCUCUAUGGAACCGGUCCAUGCUUUCAUGUAUCGAUUGGACGCCAACUACUGUAUCUUAGCAUCCACAGCGCUCUUGUGGUUCGAUUUCAUCCUCACUUUCCCAACUGAGGUUGAACAUAUUUGGGGCGGCAAUUUUUCGGGCGCGACGGUUGUGUUCCUAUGCAUGCGAUACUUCCCCCUGGUCUCGAGGGUGGCUCUCGUGUCCGCAGUGCUGAUCUGGGGCUCGAGUGACACGACUUGCCACGUUAUCACCCGGAGCGAUGAUGUGCUCGUCGUCCUCACCCAUGCUGCCUUCGGAGCGUUCACUGUUUUUCGGGGAUAUGCCCUAGCCGGGUGUGGCUAUUGGAAACCGUUGCUUCUUAUCGCCCCUUUCGCCCUUGUUAAACCGGUGCUCCUCGCCUACGAAGGCUCGUGGUACGAGGCUGUGCAAGGGGGGCCGUCGAUCGGAUGUCUCUACAUAUACCGCAACAUCACCCAUGCUACCUGGACAAGGUGCGGAGUUUCCUUCUACUUUAUCCACUUCAUCAACAGUGAUGGGAUUGACAAUUACGUCAUCGCUGCGGAGACAACCACGAUUGCUGCGGACUUCAUUGUGCUCGUGAUCACAUGGAGAGCGACGUAUGGGCUCCAUCGCGCUAUGGAACGUGUGGGGAGGCCCACCCUCUUUACUCGACUUUUCCUCAUAGACGGAACGACUUAUUUCAUCAUCUUGGUGCUCCUCCAGGUUGCUAUCAUAGUCACCAACUUAACCGACUCGCUGUUAGUAUGCGCCUAUUUCGGCGAAGCUCUGGCCGCGAUAUUUCAUACCCGAUUAAUGCUCGACCUUCGGGAAGUGGAUAAGGCGCGUGAAAGCGAGAUCUUUUUGUCCCCGGUCGGGUCGCAGCAAACUCUUGGGACCGAUGUCCCGCAAAGCCGGAGCCCUGCUUCCUACGACUUCCUGCUCACAUUCCCCGCGGAGGUGGCGUGCAUCUGGAAGAAUCCAUUCAGCUCCGUAACCCUCACUUACAUCCUCAUCCGAUACACGCUCUUUGUCGAACGCGCCGUCAUCCUCCUCGAGGUCCUCUGGAGCCCUUCCGACCAGACCUGUGCCGCGCUCACGCACACCGACGACGUCCUCUACGCGAUCAACUACUUCGCGAUCGUUGCGUUCACAGCGCUGCGCGCGUACGCCAUAGCCGCGCGCGACCGCCGCGUGCUGUACGUGGUCGUGCCACUGCUCCUCGUCCAGCCCAUCUUCGUGCUGGUGGAGACAUCCACCUACACUGCGGUCCAGCUUCCCGGGCCUGAAGGAUGCAGGUACGACUAUUGGUUCUCCAGGAGCACCCUGCAAGAGCUCAAGAUGGCGAGCAUCGCAUGCACGAUCGCGGCGACGUGCAUCGUGAUCCUGCUCACAUGGUGGAAGACGCUCGCCGUGCGGCGCGCGGCGGUGGAAUCCGGCCUGCGCUCCCCGCUGGCCACACUGCUCAUGCGCGACGGCUCAGUGUACUUCAUUCUCCUUCUCGUCAACCUGUUCAUGAAACUCUACGCCAACCCGAACGCCACCGCCGUCUCGAUCUUCUCCGUCUGGCCCUACUUUUGCGAAGUGUACACCGUCCUGACGCUCUCGCGCUUCAUCCUCGCCCUCCGCGGCCUCUACUACUUCUCCGACCGCGGCGAAUCCACCCGCGCCACGUCCGACUCGGGCGGGUCCACCCUCGUGUUCUGCGACCCCUCGCCGCCGGGUGGUGGCGAGGGCGGCGGAUGGGCGUAG
This is a messenger RNA of Epithele typhae, 1821 nucleotides long. RefSeq lists its product as uncharacterized. Lineage: Eukaryota; Fungi; Basidiomycota; Agaricomycetes; Polyporales; Epitheliaceae. The transcript has 21 exons. The record is from RefSeq and is a predicted model, not a curated record. Bases 1 to 1821 code for a protein of 606 amino acids.